AUGGAAGCUCUUCCUAAGCUUCGAGUACUCAUAUUGAAGUCCAACAAGUUUGAUGGUAACAUGUCGCUGCCUUCACGAAGUAACCUUCCAUUUCAAAAGUUGCAAGUUUUAGAUAUAUCUGACAAUGAAUUUGUGGGGUCUCUCCCUCAAACAUAUUUCAAGAACUUUAGAGCAAUGAUGGAUGUGAAGGAAAAUAAGACAGAUCUAAUUACAAGUAGUGAUGAUGAUGAUCAGACCUUUCAAGCUUUCCUGGAGAUGACAGUCACCUUGAAAGGCCAAGAUCAGUUAUUGACGAGACUGUUGAAAACCUUUACAACCAUUGACUUAUCCUCCAACAAUUUCUCUGGUAGUAUUCCAGAUUCCAUAGGUAAUCUUAAUUCUUUGAGAUACUUGAAUUUGUCCCACAAUAAUCUCAUGGGACACAUACCUGCAUCUCUUGGAAAUAUAAGUGUACUUGAAUCAUUGGACUUGUCAUCGAAUAAAUUGGAUGGAGGAAUUCCAAGGGAAUUGACGAGGUUGACAUUUCUUGCGAAAUUAAACCUUUCAAUGAAUGAUCUGGUGGGACAAAUACCACAAUCUAAUCAGUUUUCCACAUUUGAGAAUGAUUCAUACGUGGGAAACUUGAGAUUGUGUGGAGUUCCGUUGACGAGAAAAUGCAACGAGGAGAAUGGGCAGCGGAAGCAGCCAGAAGAAGAAGAAGAAGAUGAUGAGUAUGGAUUUAUAGAUGGAUUUGGAUGGAGAAGUGUGGUGAUGGGAUAUGGAAGUGGAAUGAUAGUUGGAAUUGGAAUUGGUUGUUGGAUUAUUCGAUUUGGAAGGCCAAGAUGGUUGGUGGAAUUCUUUUUUGGUGUUGGAUUCAAGAAGAACAAGAAGAAGAAGACAAGGAAGAGAGCUACUCCAACACAGAGGAGAAGUUGA
This is a messenger RNA of Salvia miltiorrhiza (redroot sage), 915 nucleotides long. RefSeq names its product receptor-like protein 19. Gene Ontology annotation, molecular function: protein binding. The record is from RefSeq and is a predicted model, not a curated record. The transcript has a single exon. Bases 1 to 915 code for a protein of 304 amino acids. Lineage: Eukaryota; Viridiplantae; Streptophyta; Magnoliopsida; Lamiales; Lamiaceae.